AGUACCACACAGAGCUAAAGCAGCAGCAGCCAACAUUAAAACAUGACUUUGGCCGUGCUUCAAGCUCUCGACGGCGCUCGGACGCAAUGGUACCACAUCACCGCUAUUGUCAUCGCCGGCAUGGGCUUCUUCACCGAUGCCUACGACCUGUUCUGCAUCUCCACAGUUUCCAAACUUCUCGGACGCCUUUACUACUAUGAUCCAAGCAGUCCAAAGCCCGGAAAACUCCCCAAAGGGGUUAACAAUCUCGUCAUCGGAGUCGCCCUCGUUGGAACAUUAUCCGGCCAGCUGGUAUUCGGCUGGCUCGGCGACAAACUAGGCCGAAAGAAAGUCUACGGCAUGACUCUCAUCCUCAUGGUCAUUUGCGCCAUUUGCUCUGGUCUCUCCUUCGGGAACAGUGCGAGUUCCGUGAUGGGAACCCUUUGCUUCUUCAGGUUCUGGCUGGGUUUCGGCAUCGGCGGAGACUAUCCUCUCUCCGCCACCAUAAUGUCCGAGUAUGCCAACAAGAAAACCCGCGGCGCAUUCAUCGCCGCUGUUUUCGCCAUGCAAGGCGUUGGGAUUAUCUUUGCGGGUCUGGUAUCAAUGAUUAUGUCCAAGAUUUUCCUCAACAUCUAUCCCGCGGAACCGUUCCAAACCGGAGACGAAAUGACGAGGGUGUUUUCGACGCAGCCGCAGGCAGAUUACCUAUGGCGGAUCGUGCUAAUGAUGGGAUCUCUCCCUGCGCUUUUAACUUACUAUUGGAGAAUGAAAAUGCCCGAAACGGGUCGAUACACGGCCAUAAUAGAAGGGAAUGCGAAACAAGCAGCGAUGGAUAUGGGUCGGGUUUUGGAUAUUGAAAUCCAAGCUGAGCAAGACAAGUUGUCUCAGUUCAAGGCCGACAACAAUUACAAAUUGUUCUCCAGCGAGUUCUGGAACCGCCAUGGAAAGCAUUUGAUAGGCACAAUGAGCACCUGGUUUUUGCUAGACAUUGCGUUCUAUUCCCAAAACCUAACUCAGAAAGACAUUUUCCCUGCCAUAGGACUAGUAAAGCAGGAUUACGAGGUUAAUGCUCUCCAAGAAGUUUUCGAAACUUCCCGAGCAAUGUUCGUCGUGGCUCUGUUUGGAACUUUUCCAGGUUACUGGUUCACCGUCCUUUUCAUCGAGAAGAUCGGUCGCUACAUUAUCCAACUUGUUGGUUUCUUCAUGAUGUCAGUAUUCAUGUUGAUCAUCGGUAUCGAAUACCAGUACCUGAAAGAGGAAAACAAGUGGCUGUUCGCUGCUCUAUACGGGUUGACUUUCUUCUUCGCCAAUUUCGGUCCCAACAGCACCACUUUCGUGCUUCCCGCCGAGUUGUUCCCAACGCGAGUCAGGUCCACUUGCCAUGCGCUUAGCGCCGCGGCCGGGAAAGCCGGUGCAAUGGUCGGAGCGUUUGGUGUGCAGUACUAUACGUUGGAUGGUGAGACGGGGAAGAUUAAAAAGGCUAUGAUACUUCUUUCGGUGACAAAUAUACUUGGAUUUUUCUGCACUUUUCUGGUGACGGAGACCAAAGGAAGGUCUUUGGAGGAGAUAUCGGGAGAGGACGGUGGUGCCUAUAAUGAAACUCAGAUGACUGGAAGAUCGUCUAUGAACCCGCAGGGUAGCCAAAAUUAA
This is a messenger RNA of Ziziphus jujuba (common jujube), 1629 nucleotides long. RefSeq names its product low affinity inorganic phosphate transporter 4. Lineage: Eukaryota; Viridiplantae; Streptophyta; Magnoliopsida; Rosales; Rhamnaceae. The coding region runs from base 43 to 1629 and encodes 528 amino acids. The transcript has a single exon. Gene Ontology annotation, cellular component: membrane. Gene Ontology annotation, molecular function: phosphate transmembrane transporter activity. The record is from RefSeq and is a predicted model, not a curated record. Gene Ontology annotation, biological process: phosphate ion transport; transmembrane transport.